AUGGAUUUCUUUGCCAAAGCUUACACUGACGAGCCUCAAUCGAUCAUUCAACACAAGGACUCGUCAAAGUACUCGACUCACUGCGCCGGUCAAGGCUACGGAUGUGAGUCCAACUCCCACCUUCGUCGAGCCUCCUCUGGUCUCGAGGCCGACCUCGGACAGAAGCACUUUCAUGGAUUCGGAUUCUCCCACCAUCCAGCCCAAGACCACAACGCCGUCGGCUCACCCUUGAUCAAGAACAGUCAUCAAGGAAACGAGCGCCACAACAUUUCCGUCAACACCCGCGCUGCUGUAGCUUCCCAUGGCGCCAAUGCAGUCGAUGUGGGCAGCACCGACCCAACGUCGCCUCACAAUCGCACCUCGGUCUCGAACCCUUGUUUGCUCCACCACACCAACUCGCACGGAUCUGGCUCUGUUCGACCACCUAUCAUGCCCCGCACCAUGAGCUCGCCCCACACGGACCAUGACUUUGCUCACCCCGAGAAUCAAGCCAGCAAACAGGAUCGCCCCCAGUUUGGCCAUGGUCGGUCGUUCUCUGCUGGUAAUCAACCCACCAUUGUCGAGAACCACCCCAGCGCUUACUUCUAA
Messenger RNA from Linnemannia hyalina, 588 nucleotides. The record is from the annotation of a GenBank genome assembly. Lineage: Eukaryota; Fungi; Mortierellomycota; Mortierellomycetes; Mortierellales; Mortierellaceae.